AGGGGUCUAAUCGUGAAAGCGAAGACGUUUGAUUCCGGCACCUCGACACAAGCAAUCCACGCGGCGGCCGCCAACGCCGCCGCCGUCAUCCCCAUGGUUUUCCAAUUUCCAUGCUCGGUUCCCAGCCGGCGAUUCCAUUUCAGUGUCCUUCCUCCUCUCGAGACCUUGCCCCAUCCCAGCCCAACGCUCGGUCGAUCAACUGAUUAGCUUGGCGGUGUAACCCUGUCGUGGGCGAUGAGCUCCUCGCCGGUGACCACCGCCGCCGCGUCGGCGGCCGUGGUGGCGCUGGCCGUCGCCAACCGCGUGCUCUACAAGCUCGCGCUCGUGCCGCUCAAGGCGUACCCUUUCUUCCUGGCCCAGCUCACCACCUUCGGAUACGUCGCCGUCUACUUCUCCAUACUCUACGCGAGGUGCCGCUCGGGGGUGGUGACUAGAGACAUGCUGGCGCUCCCCAAGCACCGGUUCGUCGCGAUCGGUUUGCUGGAGGCACUUGGAGUCGCUUCUGGCAUGUCUGCUGGAGCUAUGCUACCAGGGCCUGCUAUUCCUAUACUGUCCCAGUCAUUCUUGGUGUGGCAGCUUAUAUUCUCUGCCCUGCUUUUAGGGAGGACGUAUUCAGCCAGACAAAUCAUUGGUUGCUUCCUAGUAAUUUCUGGCGUGAUUCUUGCGGUUGCAAGUGGGGCGAAUGAGGGCCAGCUUCUUUCAGAAGUCAAGUUAAUUUGGCCAGCAUUGAUGAUCGCUUCAUCAGCAUUUCAAGCUGGUGCAUCUAUUCUGAAGGAAGCUGUUUUCAUUGAUGGUGCAAAACGUCUUAAGGGGAAGCGACCGGACAUCUUUGUAGUCAAUUCAUUUGGAUCUGGAUUUCAGGCUCUUUUUGUCUUUCUUCUUCUUCCAUUUCUUUCUAAUUUGAGGGGAAUUAAGUUUGCUGAGCUUCCUGCUUAUUUAAAUGGUGGUGCUGAGUGCUUCUUAAAUGUUGCAGAAAGUCCAAUUGAUUGUGGAGGAGCUCCAUUCCUGCCUUUGCUGUUUAUAGUGGUGAAUAUGGCAUUCAAUAUCUCACUCCUCAAUUUGGUGAAGAUGUCAUCUGCCCUUGUGGCUUCCCUUACAGCAACAUCAGCAGUGCCAAUAUCAAUCUAUAUUCUUUCACUUCCUUUGCCCUACAUUCCUCAUGGCGCGGAAUUAAGUACGUCUUUCAUCAUUGGUGCUGCGGUAUUGCUGAUGGGCCUGAUUCUGUAUAACCUUCCCCAAUUGUCAUUGAAACAAUCGAAGGCUGAUUGAAGGUAAAGUGACACACUGCCAGAUGACUUAACAGAAAGUUUACUGAUUGAUAUGUUUGUGGUGAAAUUGAUUUCCACACUGAAGUACUUAACUAUACGAAGCAUGUGACACAUUCAGAUUUGUAUUAUGAAUGUUAUCAAAAUGAAGUUUUUCUAUAGCGCAAGCAGUAUGUGUAUGUAGUAGGGACAUUUUUUAUACUUACCCUAUAGUCUGCAAAUGUUAUCUAAAUGUGAGUUCAACGAGCUUGGUGCUUAGAAUGAUGCUUUGAGUUCUAUGAUUACAUUGUGCUAUGAAUCAU
Sorghum bicolor (sorghum) is the source of this 1567-nucleotide messenger RNA. RefSeq names its product protein CLT2, chloroplastic-like. The record is from RefSeq and is a predicted model, not a curated record. The transcript is spliced from 10 exons. The coding region runs from base 235 to 1269 and encodes 344 amino acids. NCBI's taxonomy places the organism in Eukaryota, Viridiplantae, Streptophyta, Magnoliopsida, Poales, Poaceae.